Wickerhamiella sorbophila is the source of this 1821-nucleotide messenger RNA. Its product is annotated as Oxidative stress response two-component system protein SSK1. Gene Ontology annotation, biological process: osmosensory signaling via phosphorelay pathway. Lineage: Eukaryota; Fungi; Ascomycota; Dipodascomycetes; Dipodascales; Trichomonascaceae. Gene Ontology annotation, molecular function: protein kinase activator activity; phosphorelay response regulator activity. Bases 1 to 1821 code for a protein of 606 amino acids. Gene Ontology annotation, cellular component: Mcs4 RR-MAPKKK complex. The record is from RefSeq and is a predicted model, not a curated record. The transcript has a single exon.
AUGAGCGACGCUAGGGUCUCGGACGCUCGAGCAUGGCCCAAUGCUCAAGUGUCUAUGUCGCAAUCCUCUUUAGCGAGCUCUCCAUCGAACCAGGGCACGUUACCGGGUCGAGCCGGACGGCCUGACUCCGCAUUACUGCAGGCGACGGCAGCGGCGACGGCAGCGUCGAAAUCACGUCCCCAACUCAAAGUUACUACAUCGCAAGCGAAUAUAGCUGCAGUGCAGCCUGGUCCUCGUCGUAUCUGGGUGAAAAGAGCCGGCAUGACCCCAACUAGUCUCCUGGUUGAGGCAGAUGAUCUCGUGGACGAUCUCAAAAUGAAGAUACUUGCCAAGUACCCCACAUCAUUGUUGCGAACCUGUGAUCCAGCAGAUCUGGUAGUUUCUAUCCCGGGAGAUAUAGCAAAGAUGCUUAGGACUCCCGUAAGCACCGCGUCGUUCGCUUCCCCGAGCGUGGCGCAACGCAAGCUAUCGUCUUCAUCAAAUUCGCGUCCCCGAGCGCAGUCGAUUACAACUGGCAAAACAUUCAAGUCGCCACUGGCUUCACCACAGUUGCCUUGUGCCAUCGAACUAGAGCCAGAUGAGUUGAUUGUGCCGCUCAUCGACAAAUACUUUCCUGAUGGAAUGUCCAUGUCUGAAGCACUGGAUAUUAGUCCAACUAGCAUACCAUCUGGUCAAAGUGGAACCUCUUCCUUAGCACCUGCUGGACCGCUUUCCCGCGCAGGCAGCUUGGCCACUCUGAGCAGGGCAAGAUGCCCCACCUCCAUGGCUCCGCCCCCUCUACUUUCCCAAACGCAAACGGCAGCAGCAGCAGCAGCAGCAGCCGCAAAGCCCAAACUCAUAUCCAGUCCCUCAUCCACUCAACUCGUAAAGCGGGCGGUUGGUUCACAGCCUGAGAAAAAACCCACUGACCAGGCUCAAAGCGCAGGUGCUAGUGGGGGUGUUUUGCUUUUGCCACGGCAGUUAACUCUUUCUAUGAAAAAAGAAGUAACUGCAGACUCAGAACCUGUUUCUCCAGCUCAUACCGAGACAAAGGACUCCGAGAAACAGGACGGAAGCAAAAAAGAAGACCAAAAGCAAGAGGGGUUGCUGGAGCUUCGCCAAAUGUACAAGAAACUCCCCUCUGCUCAGGCGAGCGUUGUAGUGCCCCAGGUGAAUGUUCUGAUUGUUGAAGACAACGAAAUCAAUCAGAAAAUUUUAGAAACGGCCCUACGACGGAACAAAGUGCGCUGCUCGAUUGCUAAGAACGGCCGUGACGCUGUAGCAAAGUGGAGAGAAGGCGGUUUCCAUAUUAUUUUAAUGGAUCUGCAAUUGCCAGUCAUGUCUGGACUGGAGGCAUCCAAAGAAAUCCGCCGACUCGAAACUGUCAAUCGUAUUGGUGCCUUUAGCGCGACGUCAGAUUCCAAAAACCCUCCAGCACAAGAACAAGACAAAAUCGAUCAUAAGCUGUUCAAGAGCCCGGUAAUUAUUGUAGCGCUGACUGCGUCCUCGAGCGCAGAAGAUCGCUCGGAAGCCUUGAGAGCUGGUUGCAACGAUUUCUUAACCAAGCCGGUAAACCUCGAGUGGCUCCAGCAAAAGCUACUUGAGUGGGGCUGCAUGCAGGCCCUCAUCGAUUUCGAGGGAUGGAAAAACUGGUACGUUUUGGAGUCUGGCACUCCUAAAGCCGGCAAUUCGCUCUUCCGCAAAACAGUCACUGCGCCCUCUGCUCCUAACGAGAUCCCGCGGCCUCAAUCUCCUCGCGCGCCCUCUGUCGGCAGGUCCGGACGCGCUCUCGAAAGGAACGCCCCUCGAUCUCGCUCUAGUUCUACACGUCGUAGUAAGUAG